UUAGAAGACACUUUUGACAAUUUACCUUUUAUCAUAUAUAUAUAAAUAGAAGUAGGUAAGCUGAAUUAGGAUCAGUGACUAAUACGAACAUGUUGGAUAAUGAUGUGUCGCAGCGUUUACCUGUCGAACUGAGAGGGGCCGGAGAGAUCACCUGUCUUUGAACCUCUGUCCAUGAUAAAGGUGUCAUUUAUUACAGGACAAAGACCAUAAAAACUACUUUGCAGUUGUCGCUGAUGCUUGAACUUUUUUCUAUUGUUCAUAAAGUGCAGGACCAUGGCUUUUCCUAAAGAAGCGAUAUGACAACAGCUGUUUAAAAUUCACACAACGCUGUGUCCGAAAUGGAUUUCCAGAAGCAGAGUAGUUUGUUAUUCUUUUGCUUUUUAUGGAACAUAAAUAUCGCUUCUGGAUUUCAUAUUUCUCCACAGACUAAUUUGAGGCAGGCAAAUCGCCGCCUAAUUUCACCCAGGUCUUCGCAACUAAGAAUAAUACCAAACCAGUCGUCUUCACGGAGGACAUAUGACAGUUCUAAGUCAGUUCUUCAGCCAUCUUCCAGACAAUGGAAUUCCCGGAAAACUCCUGUCACAGGACCAUCUGCGAACACAAGAGCACGAUACGGUAAGGCAUUACUGUCCAAAAUACUUCCAAUGAGAAGGGCGGUGCAAAAACCGGUGAUCAGAAGAAAAAUUGGAAAACUAGUUGACAGAAUUGACACUUCAAAAAAGACACAAGGUGUCAAAAGCACAGACCAAGGCAUAAAAAAGCCCCCAGUGAAGGACAGGGACUACACAUUUCAUGCCGUGUUUCUUGCAGACCUUUUCUGUCGACUUUGUGACAAUUUGCAGGGAGAGUGGCGAACUAACUGCAGGGAGCAAAGGUGUGCCCGUGCGGACAACAGCUGAUUUUUAAAAAAAAAUGAUAUAGGGCAACAACUAGAUAAGGUGUUACCUUCCAAGCAAACAGCCCCCUUUUGUUCUGGGGGGAAUGUCAGAGGGUCUACGUAAAAUGUAUCAAGCUAUGUUCCAGAGCUGUGGAAGGUCAUACAUACCAAAAGAAGUGAGUUACACUGCCUGUUUCUUUUUCACUCCAUUAUCAGAAUUCUGUCAGUCUUUUUGUUUGCAAAGUCAGCGAGAAAGCAAUUAAGUUAAUUGUCAUUUGUUCUGAAAGAAAGAUAAUGCCACUUUUUUGUAUAUAAUAAUUUUAAUUUAUGUUGUUAUUAUUUAUUAUAUUGUUGAUUAUGCCAGCUUAUGAAUAUAUAUUCUGUAAUACAUAUUUGAAUAAAUUAUAAUAUAUGG
This is a messenger RNA of Saccostrea echinata, 1292 nucleotides long. RefSeq lists its product as uncharacterized. The record is from RefSeq and is a predicted model, not a curated record. Bases 339 to 899 code for a protein of 186 amino acids. NCBI's taxonomy places the organism in Eukaryota, Metazoa, Mollusca, Bivalvia, Ostreida, Ostreidae. The transcript has 2 exons.